ACCUGUGAUGAGGUUGGUUCUGUCCCGUCUUAGAGACGAAGCUUUUCCCCAUAUUUGUUUAUCAAACUCUUAUAUAUUUCAUUUUGCUGUGAAGCAGAAAGAUUUAAGAUUGAUGUGGAUCUGAACUCACCAUCAUGGAUCAGAGGGAGAAGCUGGAAGAAGGAGAAACUCUGACAAAAACUGAGAAUCAGAGGAAAACCAGGAGAAAACAGAAUGAAGAUGAACUGGAUCUAGAGCUCUGUGAGAAUAGCUCCAUGGAUAUUCUUAUUCGUUUUAAAUCAAACAACCCUCCAAAGAGCCCUCAGCACUCAUAUUCCAGCUCUUCAUCUGGACAACUGUCAGAAACAGACCAACCUCCAUCUCCACAUGAAGUGAAGAUCUCAGAGCUCCCUAGUGGUCAGAAUGCCCAACAUCAAACAUCCAUAUUUAUGGAGCUUAAACAGAACAUUUCCAUUUUUGUGGAAAAUGAGCUGAAGAAGAUCCAAAUGGUUCUGGAUUCAGAUUACCCAGAUGUUCUAGAGGGGAAUGAGGAUGAAGAUGAUUUAGAGGGAUCACUCACCACAUGCCAACAAACACUGAAGUCUAGAAUGAAGACGAGGUUAACAAAGGUGCCUGAAGGGAUUGGUAAACCAAAAACUCACAAUGUUCUGAAUAGAAUCUACACAGAGCUAUACAUCACACAGAAAGACGCUGGAAAGGUCAAUGUUGAACAUGAGGUCAGACAGAUUGAAUCAGUGUCCUGGAAACCAGACCAACCAGAAACAAUUAGACAUGAAGACAUAUUUAAACCCUUUCAUGAAGGAGAUGAACCAAUUAGAAAAGUGAUGACAAAGGGAGUGGCUGGCAUUGGGAAAACAGUGCUGACACAGAAGUUCACUCUGGACUGGGCUGAAGACAAAGCAAACCCAAAGAUCCAGUUCAUGUUUCCAUUCAUGUUCAGAGAGCUGAAUCUGUUAAAAGACCAGCAGUUCAGCUUAGUGGAGCUUGUUCACCACUUUUUUAGUGACACCAAAAGAAUCUCUAGGUUUGAAGAUUUAGAAGUUGUGUUCAUCUUUGAUGGGUUGGAUGAAUGUCGACUUCCACUGGACUUCAAGAAAAAUGAGAUCCUGACAGAUGUAACAAAGUUCACUUCAGUGGAUGUUAUUCUGACAAACCUCAUCAGAGGGAACCUGCUUCCCAAAGCUCUCCUCUGGAUAACCACAAGACCUGCAGCAGCCAAUCGGAUCCCUCCUGAGUUUAUUGGCAAGAUGACGGAGAUCAGAGGAUUCACUGACCUAAAGAAAGAUGAAUACUUCACCAAAAAAUUUAAAUCUAAGAUGCAGGCCAGAAUAGUAAUCUCCCAUGUAAAGAAAUCCAGAAGCCUCCACAUCAUGUGCCACAUCCCAAUCUUCUGCUGGAUCACUGCUACAGUUGUGGAAGACAUGUUGAACAAGAAAGAUGAAGAAGAGCUGCCAGAGACCCUGACUGAGAUGUACAUCCACUUCCUGGUGGUGCAGACCAAACUGAAGGUCAUCAAGUAUGAUGGAGGAGCUGAGACAAAUUCAAUCUGGAGUCCAGAGAACCAGAAGAUGCUCGAGUCUCUGGGAAAACUGGCUUUUGAACAGUUGAUGAAAAGAAACAUGAUCUUCUAUGAAUCAGACCUGACAGAGUGUGGCAUCGAUAUCAGAACAGCUUCAACAUGCUCAGGAGUUUUCACACAGAUCUUCAGAGAAGAGAGAGGUCUGUAUCAGAACAAAGUUUUCUGCUUCGUCCACCUGAGUGUUCAGGAGUUUCUGGCUACUCUUCAUGUUCAUCUGACCUUCAUCAAAUCUGGAGUCAAUCUGAUGGCAAAAGGUGAAAUGAAAUCCAAGGAAUUGGAAAAAAGACACCAGGAAUCCUCAGAGACAGAAAUGUACAAGAGUGCUGUGGACAUGGCCCUAGAGAGUCCAGAUGGGCACCUGGACUUGUUCCUCCGCUUCCUACUUGGUCUUUCACUGCAGACCAAUAAGCGUCACUUCAGAGGCUUUGUGGCACAGACAGAAGAUAGUUUAGCGGUUAAUAAAGACACAGCCCAGUACAUCAAGGAGAAGAUGAAUAAUGAUCUUUGUGUUGAGAAAAGCAUCAAUCUGUUCCACUGUCUAAGUGAACUAAAUGAUCAAUCUCUGAUGGAGGAAAUCCAACAAUCUCUACGAACAGGAAGUCUUUCAACACACCAGUUGUCUCCUGCUCAGUGGUCAGCUCUGCACUUCAUCCUCCUUUCAUCUGAGAAAAUCCUUGAGAUGUUUGACCUGAAGAAAUACUCUGCUUCAGAGGAAGCUCUUCACAGACUGUUGCCAAUAGUCAAAGCCUCCAGCAAAGCUAUACUCAGUGGAUGUAACCUGUCAGUGACUCUGUCCUCAGUUCUCUCCUCUCAAGAUUCUCGCCUGAAGGAUCUGGACCUGAGUAACAACAACCUGGGCGACUCAGGAGUGAAGCUGCUCUGUGACGGACUGAAGAGUCCAAACUGUAAACUCGAAGUUCUGAGGCUUUCAGGAUGUCUGAUCACAGAGGAAGGUUUUGCUGCUCUGGCCUCUGCUCUGAUGUUGAAUCCCAAACACCUGAAGGAGUUGGACCUGAGUUACAAUCAUCCAGGAGAGAGAGGAGCUCAGCCUCUGUUUGCCGGACGGGAUCAUGCAGACUGGAAGCUGGAGACUCUGAAGGUGGAACCUGCUGGAGUCCAGUGGUUAACAGCAGGUCUGAGGAAGUAUUCCUGUCCUCUCAAAGUCGACAUGAACACUGUAAACAGAUUCCUCAGACUAUCUGAAGGCAACAGGAAGGUGAUGCUUGUGGAAGAGGAGCAGCCAUAUCCUGAUCAUCCAGACAGAUUUGAUUUGUUUCAGCUGCUGUGUGCUAAACCUCUGACUGGUCGUUGUUACUGGGAGGUGGAGUGGACUGGGAGGGUCUAUGUAUCAGUGAGUUACAGGGGAAUCCAAAGAGAAGGACAGACUGAUGACAGCUGGUUUGGAUUUAAUAAUAACUCUUGGAGUCUGAUCUGCUCAGAUGAGGGUUAUGCUGUUUGGCAUGAUUGUAAAAAGAUUUUUAAGUGUUCACCCUCUUCCUCCUCCAAAGUGGCUGUGUAUGUGGACUGUCCUGCUGGGACUCUGUCCUUCUACAGAGUCUCUUCAGAUGCACUGAUCCACAUCUACACCUUCAACACCAAAUUCACUGAACCUCUUUAUCCUGGAUUUGGGUUCAGGAGUCGUUCAGGAGUCUGUUGGUGCUCAUUUUAAAGUCAUUCUAAGUCAGAGGGAGAAAACCUACUUUACACUGACAUUAUCUGGUGCCUGUCUAUGAAGUUGGAAAAAGAUUCUUAAGUUGCACUUUAAAGUAAAUUGUAAGCCAAUGUUGUUCCAUAAAGAUUGGAGUUUCAUUUGAAAAUGAAGAAUUUUAUCAAAAGCCAGGAAGCAGCAUUUUAAAUAACCGUCCUAAAGAGGUUUUGCUAAGAUCCUCAGAGAGCAUUCAAUAGUUAAGGAAAAACAUGAAUAUUUAUUUCCAUUUCAAUUUGUGAGACAAUAGAAAUUAGUUCAGCAGAUGCAUCCAAAGUAAAACCAGAAUGAAAGUUUUGCCAAUGUUCUUUCCAGACCUCUGGAUUCUUCAAGUGUUUUCUUAAUCCUUGACAUGUUUUUUCUUUAUGUACACUUUUAUUUAUCUAUUCAUGUGAAAACUGGUUAAGAAGUAGUUUUUCUCAGCUGCUGUUGUCUUGUGAAGGCAAUAUAAUGUCUACAUGCAUUAUUUACAUUUGUUUGAAUCGCACCAUAUUCUAAUGUUACUGUAAUAAAACUCUUUCCUGUGAUUAAACUAACAAGUUGGUGACAUGAAGGGAGUAAAAGUACUUGACUAUAUUUUUCAGUACUGAUAUGUUAUUAUAAACGGAACAUAAAUUAUGUAAAACUGUGUGAAAUUUAGCUUUUUAAGGCAUUUUAUUAAUAUCUGUAUUGCAUUAUUUAUCUACACUAUGUUACAGUUUGUAUGGUGCUGGUUUGGGUCUCCCAGUUUUAAAAUCACUUUUUAAGCUUUAAUCAAGAAAAAACCCAUUUUACUUACUUUGGUAAGAGUUCAUAAAGAGUGUUCACUUUAUGAACACUUGAAGGAGAUUUUAUGUUUACAGAUGUUUAAAUAAGGGAUUCUA
Molecule: messenger RNA, 4147 nt
Organism: Poeciliopsis prolifica (blackstripe livebearer)
Lineage: Eukaryota; Metazoa; Chordata; Actinopteri; Cyprinodontiformes; Poeciliidae
Product: NACHT, LRR and PYD domains-containing protein 5-like
Molecular function (GO): protein binding
Source: RefSeq, a predicted model, not a curated record